This is a messenger RNA of Manacus vitellinus (golden-collared manakin), 4363 nucleotides long. RefSeq names its product Rho GTPase activating protein 12 (gene ARHGAP12). The record is from RefSeq and is a predicted model, not a curated record. The transcript has 20 exons. The coding region runs from base 256 to 2895 and encodes 879 amino acids. NCBI's taxonomy places the organism in Eukaryota, Metazoa, Chordata, Aves, Passeriformes, Pipridae. Gene Ontology annotation, biological process: signal transduction; regulation of GTPase activity. Gene Ontology annotation, cellular component: cytoplasm. Gene Ontology annotation, molecular function: protein binding.
CUCGGCGGGGCUUGCGGCGGGAGCGGAGCGGGAACCGGAGAGACCGCAGGCGGAGCGGGGCCCGGGGCGGCAGUGGUGGUUCUUACAGGCACCGGUGAAGCUGGUCUGCAUGAAAAUACUGGCUGAGGAGUCAGGUGUGCUCGACAAGGAGUGGUGCCCCUUGGGAAGAAAGCUCUGAUUAUUAACGGGAAAAUAAUACUGGAACAGAAUGUUGCUUACCUUUUGCCUGAAAAGGUGAAAUCUUUUCAAACAGAAAUGGCUGAUAAGGGUGGAAAGAUCCUUCCAGGACAAUUGUACAUUCAAGUGGAGUACGACUAUGAGUACGAGGCCAAGGACAAGAAAAUUGUGAUUAAGCAAGGGGAGAAAUACAUCUUAGUGAAAAAAACUAAUGAUGAUUGGUGGCAGGUCAAAAGAGAUGAAAAUUCCAAACCCUUUUAUGUGCCAGCACAGUACGUGAAGGAAAUACCCCGAAAAGCACUGAUGCCACCUGUUAAGCAGGCAAGCAUGCUGCCAAAUAACACUUUGAAGUUGACACAUGGAUUACAGAGAUCGACAGAAAAUGUGAAUAAGUCACCAGAGCUUUCUAGUUUUGGAAAAUCUCCAGUUCAAGUGUCUUGCUUAGUUCGAGAUGCCAAUCAAAAUCUGGGACCGAACAAUACCCCUGGUCAAACUCUUGGUUUGAGUCUGGACCUUACCCAAAACAAUGGAAAACUUAAUCACGAGUUGCAAUCUCCCAAGGUUUCCAAUCAGUUUAGAACCAUCUCCAUGGGUCAUUUCCCAUGCCCAGAGUUCUUGGAAAUAGAGAAGACCAGCUUUUUGCAUGAACAAUCUUGUGAUUCAGCAGGAGAAGGCUCAGAAAAAAUUCACCAGGAUUCAGAGUCUGGAGAUGAACUCAGUAGUAGCUCCACAGAACAAGCACAGCCAACUACUCCACCAAGCCAAGGGAGGCCUGAUUCACCAGUUUAUGCUAAUUUACAAGAACUGAAAAUAUCUCAGUCUGCACUUCCACCACUACCUACAAGUGCUCCGGUCCAAAUAAAUGGGGAAUGGGAAACCCAUAAAGAUACGACAGGACGCUGUUAUUACUACAACAGAGGAUCACAGGAGCGAACCUGGAAACCUCCGCGGUGGGCCCGAGAUGCAAGCAUUAAUAAAGGGGAUUCCCAGAGCCAUGCAGAUCAUGAGCAUCUUUCAUCAGAAGAAAACGACCACAGUUCUUGUUACAGCCAGUCAGAUAGUCAGUAUGGUUCUCCUCCAAAGGGUUGGUCAGAAGAGUUGGAUGAACAUGGUCAAACCCUAUAUACCAAUGACUAUACUAAUGAAAAGUGGAUAAAACAUGCAGAUGAACAAGGUAGACCAUACUACUACAGUGCUGAUGGUUCCCGAUCAGAAUGGGAGUUACCUAAGUAUAAUGCUUCACCACAGCAGCAGAGAGAUAUAAUAAAGAGUAGGAGUCUGGACAGGAGGCUACAGGAACCAAUAGUUUUAACAAAAUGGAGGCACAGCACAAUUGUGCUGGACACCAACGACAAGGAAUCAUCAACUGCUUCUAAGACCAGCUUUCCUGAAAAUGAGUCCUCUCCUUCUUCACCAAAGCAUCAAGCCACAGGCCAAGAAAAGUAUGGUUUAUUAAAUGUGACAAAAAUUACAGAAAAUGGGAAGAAAGUUCGAAAGAAUUGGAUGUCAUCAUGGGCAGUGUUACAAGGGUCGUCACUGCUGUUCACUAAAACCCAAGGAAGUGGAACUGGCUGGUCAUUUUGCCAAGUGGGCUCAAUUCCUGAGCUCUUGCUCUCGCUGCUUUCUUCUUGGAAAAAUGCUCUCAGUCGUCGACCUGCUGUCACCUAUGUAAACUCUGCCCAAGUUUCAGCUAUCACUAAGUUUGGUGUCAAUCAGUCUAAGCCAGAAUUUACAGUGGAUCUCAAAGGGGCGUUGAUUGACUGGGCCUCAAAGGACAAAUCCAGCAAAAAGAAUGUUAUUGAGCUAAAAACCCACCAAGGAACUGAGCUCUUAAUUCAAUCUGAUAAUGACGGCUUUAUUAAUGAAUGGUAUAAGGUUCUUAACUAUACCAUCAAUAAUCAGGUAAUAGAACCUGAUGAACCAUUAGAAGAUGAGGUACCAGAUUCUCCUGGGGUGGAAAAACAAGACAAAGAGAAAGAGAAGGAGAAUAAAGACUCUAAGAAACUUCGUUUGAAAGCACCUAGCAAUAUAGAUUCCACAGAUCAGAAAAAGACCAAAACGAAGCUCAAGAAGUUUCUUACACGGCGCCCCACGUUACAAGCCGUCCGUGAAAAAGGCUACAUUAAGGAUCAAGUUUUUGGUUCAAAUCUCACCAGCUUGUGUCAAAGAGAAAACGGCACGGUGCCAAAGUUCGUGAAGCUGUGCAUUGAGCAUGUUGAGGAACAUGGAUUAGAUAUUGAUGGCUUAUACAGAGUUAGUGGCAAUCUUGCAGUGAUACAGAAGCUAAGAUUUGCAGUCAACCAUGAUGAGAAACUGGACUUGAAUGACAGUAAAUGGGAAGAUAUUCAUGUCAUCACAGGAGCUUUAAAGAUGUUUUUCAGAGAAUUGCCAGAGCCGCUGUUCACUUACAAUCACUUCAAUGACUUUGUCAAUGCAAUUAAACAAGAGCCAAGGCAGCGUGUCCCUGCUGUUAAAGAUUUAAUCAAACAGUUGCCAAAACCAAAUCAGGACACUAUGCAGGUACUCUUUAGACACCUGAAGAGAGUUGUAGAAAAUGGAGAAAAGAACCGAAUGACCUAUCAAAGUAUAGCGAUAGUUUUUGGUCCAACCUUAUUAAAACCAGAGAAAGAGACUGGUAACAUAGCAGUCCACACAGUAUACCAGAAUCAGAUUGUAGAGUUAAUUCUACUGGAAUUGAAUUCUAUCUUUGGACGCUGACGUUUUUCUUGAAGUAGAAGCUGGAAGUGAUGAGUUGGCAGCAGUACUCCAUCAGAAGGAAUUAUUUUAUGUUUGUGGACCAAGCAGCAACUCAUUUUUUGCACUUUUGGGGGGGGGAAGAAACAGGAGAAAUGUUUGACCACUUUAAUGCAAAUUAAAGACAACACUUUGGAUUUCUUUGAGAAGUUCAAUGUAAAAAAUGAAUUGAAAAGUUUAUAGUUUGCCUUUUUCAAGUAGCAUUGGAAAAAUGUAAUAUAGGUUCAUACACUGGAGUUCUUGGAGAGUAAAGCCAUUAAUCUCAAACUGGAUAAUCUGGAAUUUAAUCUCAAAAUUCUUCCACUUGGUAGGGAAAAGUCCUGCCAAAUAGUAUGGAAAAAUUCAGUGAAGAAACACCUUAAGCUUGUGUAUUACAACCUACUCAGAUCUCUAUGACACUUUUCCAAGGGGUUUCUGCAUGUGGUGCCUGUCUUGGACUUGCGCUAACAGUUUGGUUUAGUUAUUCAAAUCUAGUGCUUCACUUGGUAUCUGCUGCCCCUUUUCCUUCUUUUUUUUUUUUCCUUUCCCCCCCUUUUUCUGUUGGUUUUUUUCCGCUUCUCUUUGUUUCCUUUUUUUCCCCAGCAACCUUUCUAGAAGUUCUUAGCUGCUUCAUAGAGCAGCACACUAUUACACUAUUUCAAACACUGAACUUGUAAGAAUAUCCAGCAAUGGAUAUGGCUUAUGGCAUAACAGAAGUAAUAUUUAAUAAACAUGUUCAUUUUUUCAGGGUAUUUCUUGAGCUAAGUUUUGUGUUAUACUGAUCUAAAUCUGAAGUCCUAAGUAAACACCGACUGUAACACUGUAUUGAGUUCAUGGUAUAAUGCUGUGGUAGUGGAAGUUCAUUCUUGAUGUAAAUAUGAGCUGUCCUUUUGAUUCUUGUAUAUAAUUCAGUCCCUGUAUAGUUUAAGAACACUUUAGUCACACAUUUCUAAUCAUGGGUAGAUUAGCUACAGUAGCAUAAUGUUUCCAGUGGAUGUCUGGGUUUCAACAGGGAAACAGGUUAUGGGGAGGGAGGGGAUCUAACUGUGUGCACUUUUAGAUGUUAAUUACAUUUGCAGGCAAAUAACUGUAAUGCAAAUGGUACUGGAGAAAUACUGAGUGUGCUUGCUAAAUGGUUAAUGCACUACAAGAGGAGCCUUUUAGGUUAUUUAAUAUGUACAGGAUACAUUAGAAAAAUGUAUUAUGAAUUCUAACACCUACAAAUAGUGAAAGUCAUGUUUUGAUAGAUAGAUAGAUAUUUGGUGGAAUCCAUGAUGCUAAAUUUAAGAUUUUCUUUUUACAUUAAUGUAGAAUAAUUUGUAAAAUUGGUUUUGAAAGAUUUUGUUACAGGGAGCAUGGUCUGCUGAAGAUUUUUUUAAAUGUAUUUUUCUAGACUAACUGCUGUAUCUGACAUAUUUGUUAUGUCUAACCUGAAUAAAGAAAACCAAUAGUU